AUGAAUAAAGAUAUAUUUAAUAAAGUAGUUAUAAAUAAUAAAGUAUUAAAUCAAAUAAUAUUUGAAAAUGUAGUUCAUAUCAAUAAAUUAGAUUAUAGAGAUAGCUUUAGAUGGGAAGAUCUAUUGGAGACACCCUAUGUUAUGGCUGGUAAUGGAUACUUUGAAGAGUUGAAACAAUUCUAUGCGCGAAAAACAAACUACGAUGAAGAUAUCUAUCAAUCGGAAUUCUUUAUGACCUAUUCGAAUGCUGUUCAAUUCGGUGCUAUCGAACCGAUCAUCUUUUUUAUGGAGCAUGAAAAACUGAGACCGAUCAUCUGUGACGAAUCAAACUUUUAUAUACUAAACGUAGCUGCAAUGCACGGACGAACAGCUAUCAUUCACUAUCUAAUUGGUGCAAGCGAUCAUUGGAGAGCGAUUCACUACUACGAGGCGCUGGCGUGGGCACCGCUCUCCAACGAUUUCGAACUGCUCAAAUACCUCACGGAAUUGGUAUUUCAACCCGCACCCAAAGAGCAGGUUAUCAACCUAAACAUUAGAGCCUACGAAAACUCUGCACAAGUCGGUCGAAUCGAUAUGUUUGAUUAUCUGACGAAUACGAGAUUCGAUGGUCGGAAGUUUGCUCGUGUCUAUGCACGUGCCAUUGAAUACGGACAAUACAAGUUUGUCAAAGGUCUAUUGAAACGAAAUGUUGGAAUACAACAUGAACGAGAAAAUCUAUUCGAUUGUGCGGCAUCUCAUAAUCGUUUCGACAUAUUAACACUGUUGCACAGUCGUGGAUAUUUUGGUGAAGAAAAUAGUAAAGCAUUCGAUCAUGCCGCGAGCAAUGGGAACAUCUCAAUGCUGGAUUGGCUAAAUAGUAAUUGUUCAACUUUGAAAUGCUCGAACGAUGCAGUUAAUUCAGCAGCAAGUGCUGGAAGAUUGGAGGUUUUACAAUGGAUUCAUAAGAAUAGAACGGAAUCCAUUACUAGUUCAGAGGCUAUGGAUCUAGCUGCACACUCUGGUCACCUACACAUCGUUCAGUAUCUACAUAACAACCUAACAACCGGUUGUUCAUCAAAGGCAAUCGAUGAUGCCGCAACCUUUGGUUAUUUGGAAUUAGUUAAGUUCUUGCAUCUAAAUCGAACGGAACGUGGUAAGAUGCCAUUGGAAUUAGCAUUGGAAAACGGUCAUAUAGAGACGGUUUUAUGGAUGAACGCAAACGGAAUCAAUUACGAUAGUUCCAAAGGUCGAACCGAUAAGAUCAUGAAAUCAGCAGUUAAAAACAAUUUCCCAUUGAUCGUUGAAUGGAUGAUUAACAAUAUAUUUACAGAGAUAACGCUUGAUAACCUCAAAGAGUAUCAAGAGGCAUUGAACAUCACACUAGAUCAUAAGGAAUUUGAUCAGCUAAGAGAUAUUAUUAACAACGCAAUCGAAUUGAAAACUAAAUUGAUAUUUAGAUAUGUGAGUGAUAUACAUCAGAAAUGUUUAGUAUCGUUAGUAAAGGUUUACAGGUGGAAUGAACUUUUAAAGCAACCUUGUUUGUUAGUGUACUAUGGUUAUUUCGAGCAACUAAAGAAUUUCUACGACAAUGAAUUGAGUAUUCCUCAGAAUUUAGAGUUGUUGCAAUCUUCGAAAGCAAUAUUCUUUGACCAAGCCAAUGUCUUUAGAGCUGCUGCUGUCGUUGGUAGGUUCGAUAUCUUUAAGUACCUCUGGGAUAGAUUCGAUACCUCAAAUAAACUAGAGUUGUUUUAUCAAUCGCAAAUCAACGACAACUACAGUGAUCCGGUUACACCGAUUCUCAUGGCAGCCAUCACCAACGGCCGAAUCGAAAUUGUACGGUAUCUCUUUGAAUUGAACAUUAUACCGGCGCGACUUGGAGAUACUCAAGAAGCAUUCAUCAAAUCACCGAUGUCCAAUAGCUUGUCGAUGGUACAACUGCUGUCGGAGAGACUGGCACUGGCACAAGUAGAGAGUACUGCAACAACUACCUCUGUUAACAUUUCCAGGAUCUAUGAGAAAGCUGCAACCGUUGGUAAUAUCGGAAUCAUCGAAUGGCUAUUCACUAAUAGACCGAAAGAUACUGGUAGAGAUAAUAUGUAUAGAGGUGCAAUCGUUGGUGGUCAUAUCGAUGUUGUUCGAUAUCUAAUUGAAGACCAUUCAAUAGCUCGACCGGAUUUCGCAGCUUACCAUGCAUUCCAGAGUAACAACUUGGAGAUCUUGAAACUUCUCGACCAUCACAAGUUUAAUAUCUAUGGUAUUACACCGAAUAAAGCGGUCAUCAACAAUAACAUUGAAAUGCUGCAAUGGAUUCAUCAGAGAAUACCAAAUCUAAGCUAUUCAAACGAUCUAAUAGAGCUGGCAACUAGUAAAUCAAACUUGGAAAUCGUCCGAUGGUUGACAGAGAAUACAUCGGCAAAGUGUACGACUAAAGCUAUGGAUCAGGCUGCCAAGUUGAAUUGCCUUGAUUUGGUAAAGUAUCUACACUUCAAUAGGAGUGAAGGAUGUUCCAGUGACGCAAUGGAUGGCGCAGCUGAACUUGGCCACUUCGAAGUUGUCCGGUGGUUGAAUGAGAAUAGGAGUGAAGGAUGCUCAACGAAUGCAAUGGACUACGCAUCGAGAAACGAUCAUCUACACGUGUUAAAGUAUCUACAUGAGAAUAGAACGGAAGGAUGUUCGAAUCUGGCAAUGGAUCUUGCAACUGAUCUCGAGGUCAUCAAAUUCCUUGUCGCCAAUAGAACAGAGAGAUUCGACACCACCGUUACCAUUAAAAUGGCAGUAGUAAAUGAGAAUCUCCAGAUAAUUAGAUGGCUAUUCGAUAACAACUAUGUAACCGGUAUUCCAGAGACAACAUUAAAGAGAGUUAUCUAUUGCAGAAAUGCAGAGCUUCUAGAGUGGUUCAUCUUGAACGUAUCGGAUUUCAAAAGAUUAAUUAGACAGUAUUCCGAUGAACUGACCAUAUUAAAGACAUUACUACGAUUUGAUAAACACCAACUAAUCGAUAACAUAGAAUUUCAAAACUCUAGUAAAUCAAUAGAAUUAUUAAAUCAACUUUUAUCAAGAUUAAAUAUAAAUGCGAAAUAA
Messenger RNA from Heterostelium album PN500, 3060 nucleotides. RefSeq lists its product as uncharacterized. The coding region runs from base 1 to 3060 and encodes 1019 amino acids. The record is from RefSeq and is a predicted model, not a curated record. NCBI's taxonomy places the organism in Eukaryota, Evosea, Eumycetozoa, Acytosteliales, Acytosteliaceae. Gene Ontology annotation, molecular function: protein binding. The transcript has 3 exons.